UCUUCUCUUCUCUUUCUAAGACUCACAGUCAUUCCUUGCUUCUUCCUUUUGAAUCACGAGAUCCCCAUCUCUUUAUUUCUUUCUUUCCCUUUCUCUUCUUAGCUUUUCUUUUCUUUUCUUGCAAUUUCUCUUCAUUCAUGUCUUCUUCAAAGCUACUUUGGUUUCAUUUUCUUCUCUGUUGUUGGUGGUGGUCUUGUAGUUUCAGCAACAGGCAUUGUUGAAAGGGGAAGAUUGAAGACGAGAACAAAAAAAAAAGCCCAGAAAUAAAUUUUGAAUCUUUGUGGUUAUUCGGUGAGAAAUGUCGCAUUCAGGCAAAUCCAUACCCGAAAUAGGGUUUGAUUCACUUGCCGAUCGGUUUAGCGGCGCUUUGAGUUGCGAAACCAACAAACCUGAUUUUAAGGAACUCGAUCUGGGUUCGCCGGUUUCGCCGUUGAGGAUUCGUGGGUCAGGUGGCGGCGGCCCUGCUGCGAGUGGGGUGACCACUAUGAGCAGCAGUUCUAGCUCGUCUGGUUCGGUUUCAGGGAAAACUGGGAACACCGCGGUCGUCAAAAGAUCCGAUGGUGGUGGGAAUAACCACUCAGGUGAGCUCUCGGGAUCGAGCGAAAGCAGCCCAUCUGCGGCUGAGAGCACUCGAUCCGCCGGUGGAACUCGUAAUUACAAGCCUGGUCAUGGAAGAUCGAAUUCCUGCGGUGCCCCAUUAAUCUACUCUGGCGGAAGCGUUAUCAGUGGUGGCGGCAGUGGAGUUUCUGUCAAUUCACCAAGUGUGAAUGUGUUUCCCAGCGGAAACAUUUGUCGAUCGGGAAAGAUUUUGAAGACAGGAAUGGCGGCGACCAAGAGCGCUACAAGGAAUGACGUUCUUGGCUCGGGCACCGUAAACUACGGGCAUGGUAGUAUAAUGCGGGGCGGCGUUGGUGGCAAAUUGGGCGGUGGCAGUAAUGGAGGUGAAGCGAGUGCGGCCAAUGUAACAGGUAAUGUACAAUUCGCAGGGGAAUCAGUGACGGUGAAGAGGGCCAUGGCGAGUUCGGAUCCGGAGGAGUUGAAGAAGGCCGGUAAUGAGCAGUACAAAGGGGGAAAUUUUCUAGAAGCACUCUAUCUAUAUGAUCGAGCGAUUGUGAUUUCUCCAGACAAUGCGGCAUGUCGGAGUAACAGAGCAGCUGCAUUGACGGGGCUUGGUAGGUUAGCUGAGGCUGUGAGGGAAUGCGAGGAGGCUGUCAGACUGGAUCCUACUUAUGGCAGGGCGCAUCAGCGUUUGGCGUCUCUGCAUCUGCGGUUAGGGCAAGUUGAAAAUGCCCGGAAACACAUGUGUUUUCCUGGGCAGCAGCCCGAUCUCUCCGAGUUACAGAAGUUGCAGGCUGUGGAGAGGCAUCUGAACAGAUGUGCUGAUGCCCGGAAAAUUGGUGAUUGGAGGAGUGCAUUGAGGGAAUGUGAUGCUGCCAUUGCAGCUGGUGCAGAGUCUUCUCCUCAGCUAUUUGCAUGUAGAGUGGAAGCGCUCUUGAAGCUUCACCAGCUAGAGGAUGCAGAAUCUGGCCUUUCAAACAUGCCCAAAUACGAACCGGCUACCCCUUCAUGUUCACAGGCCAAGUUCUUUGGAUUGCUUUCUGAAUCUUACCUCUACUUUGUCCGAGCUCAGGUUGACAUGGCAGUGGGAAGGUUUGAGAAUGCAGUUGCAGCAGCUGAGAAAGCUGGGGAGAUUGAUCCCCGAAGUGUUGAAAUUGGAGUGAUGCUGAACAAUGUGAGGUUGGUGGCAAGAGCUCGUGCCCGCGGUAAUGAUCUCUUCAAUGCUGGGAGGUUUUCUGAAGCCUGCUCAGCUUAUGGGGAGGGCCUCAAGUUUGAUCCUUCCAACUCUGUUCUCUAUUGCAAUAGAGCAGCAUGUUGGUCUAAGCUUGGGCAGUGGGAGCGAUCUGUUGAAGACUGUACCCAUGCUCUCAGGAUCCAACCCAAUUACACAAAGGCUCUUCUUCGACGUGCUGCCUCAAAUGGCAAGCUAGAACGAUGGGCUGAAUCUGUAAGGGACUAUGAAGUUUUGAGAAAGGAAAUCCCAGGUGAUAAUGAGGUUGCCGAAGCUCUAUUUCAUGCCCAGGUUGCAUUAAGGAAAUCUCGAGGAGAGGAAGUGUAUAAUAUGAAAUUUGGUGGUGAGGUUGAGGAAGUAUCAGGUCUUGAUCAAUUUAGAGCUGCAAUAUCUUCACCAGGUGUUUCAGUAGUGCACUUCAAGGCUGCAUCAAAUAAGCAGUGUGAGCAGAUAUCUCCUUUUGUAGACACCCUAUGUCUGAAGUAUCCAUCUGUGAAUUUUGUCAAGGUUGAUGUUGAGGAGAGCCCAGUGGUUGCAAAUGCAGAGCAUGUGAGAAUUGUUCCAACAUUCAAGAUUUACAAGAACAGUACCAGAGUUAAGGAGAUGAUCUGCCCUACCCAUCAAGUUUUGGAAUACUCAGUUAGGCAUUAUAGUCUUUAGUACAGGCAUUUGUAUCCCAUUCCUGCUGUUUUUCUCCCAAUUCCUUCCCUCUGUCCGUCCUUCCACCAAUUCAUAUGAGAAUUAGCACUUUACCUUUUGACUAAAAUCAGCUAUGUAGUAAUUUCACAGAGCCAAUGCCAGAAGAACCCAGAGAGAUGACCUAGUUCCCAGUAGCAGUUUAUUUAUUCUUUCCAUUUCUAUUGUUCUCUCUGGUUUUAUGUUCCACCCUUCUUUUAUUUUUCAAUUCCUUCCCUCCCCCACCAAAACUCCUUAGGCCGGCCUUAUUCUUGUAUCCUAACCUUCCUCAUGAUGAGAAGAAAGCUGAGAAUGCUUGUACACAUAAAUUGACUCUUUUCAUUCAAUUUGAGAGAGAUAGAGGGGGUUGGCU
Molecule: messenger RNA, 2837 nt
Organism: Telopea speciosissima
Lineage: Eukaryota; Viridiplantae; Streptophyta; Magnoliopsida; Proteales; Proteaceae
Product: TPR repeat-containing thioredoxin TTL1-like
Exons: 7
Coding region: 299-2449 (716 amino acids)
Cellular component (GO): cytoplasm
Molecular function (GO): protein binding
Source: RefSeq, a predicted model, not a curated record